CGGAGCCAGCUGCCAAAGCGGCAAGACUUCACACACAGCCCAGCCUCCUUGCAGGGUCCAGAGCCGAGGUCCAAAGGGGCCCUGGGGGGACCCAAUGAAGAUACUACUGACCAUCUUAGCUGUGGGAACCCUAACCGAGGACGCAUUUGGUCUCCUUCGAUACGUGAAAUUCCACUCCAGCAACUUUGAAAACAUCUUGAUGUGGGACAGUGGAGCAGCGAGCACCCCGGACAUGGUCUACAACGUGCUGUAUAAGAGGUACGGAGAGACAGAGUGGCUGGCCAAGGCAGGCUGUCAACUGACCAAGCAGAAGUCCUGCAACCUGACUAUGGAGACAGGCAACUUCACCGAAUUUUACUAUGCCAAUGUCACGGUUGUCAGCUCAGGAGUUCAAAUAACCUCCAAGAGAAGUGAACGUUUCAACUCACUGCAACACACUACCAUCAAACCACCAGCUGUGACCUGUAUCCCCAAAGUGCGGUCCAUCCAGAUGCUAAUCCACCCCACAUUCACACCUGUCCUCUCGGAAGAUGGCCACCAGCUAACUCUGGAGGAGAUUUUCCAGGACCUGUUCUACCGCUUAGAACUCCACGUCAACCACACCUAUCUAAUGCACCUUGAAGGCAAACAGAGAGAAUAUGAGUUCCUGGGUCUGACUCCCGACACACAGUUCCUCGGGUACAUCACAAUUUUGGCUCCAAUGUGGUCCAAGGAGAGCGCCCCCUAUGUGUGCCAAGUGAAGACGCUGCCUGACCGGACGUGGACCUACUCCUUCUCAGGUGCUGUGCUAUUCGCCAUGGGUUUCUUCGUCGGCUUGCUCUGCUAUCUAGGCUACAAAUACAUCACCAAGCCACCUGUACCUCCUAACUCUCUGAAUGUCCAGCGUGUCCUGUCCUUCCAGCCGCUACGCUUCAUCCAGGAGCAUGUUCUGAUCCCUGUCUUGGACCUCAGUGGCCCCAGCAGUCUGACUCAGCCCAUCCAGUACUCCCAGGUGGUGGUCUCUGGGCCCAGGGAGCCACCUGGAGCUGCACAGCGGCACAGCCUGCCUGAGGUCACCUACAUAGGGCAGUCAGAUGUCUCCAUCCUCCGGCCCACCAGAGCGCCACCUCAGCAGACAUUGUCCCCACCAUCCUAUGCCCCAAAAGCUGUCCCUGAGGUCCAGCCCCCUUCCUAUGCGCCUCAGGUAGCCUCUGAUGCCAAAACUCUAGUCUACUCGCCACAGCAGGUGAUGAAGACCCAUCCUUCCACCCACAACACGCAAGGCAUUCUGGACAGCUGGCCUGCUUCCUACGCUGUGUGUGGGGAAGACACUGGCAAAGACUCCGCUCCUGAGCUCCUCUCCCAUCCCAAACACCCCAUGCCAAAGGGUCAGCUUCAGGAAGACACUCUUGCUGGAAGCUGUCUCCCAGAGGACCUUUCUCUGCAAGGAGUCACCUCCUUGGCUCAGGAGGAGAUACAGAGACCAAAGUCACUCCCCCUACCUCUGGAAUUUUGCACAGACAGAGGGCCUGACCUUCACACACUGCACAGCAGUGCACCAGACACACCACGGUACCUGAAGGGGGCGCUAUCCCUCCUGUCCUCUGUCCAGAUCGAGGGCCACCCUGUCUCCCUCCCUUUGCACACCUACUCCCUCUCACAUUCCCCCUCCAGCCAGGAACCAAGUCCCUGGGGCCUGCUGGACUCCCUCGUGUGUCCCAAGGACGAGGGUCCAGGGACUGAGGCUGAGGCCGUGAGCCACCGUGCUGAAGCCUCUGAGCUGGAACAGUCCACAGAACUGGACUCUCUUUUCAAAGGCUUGGCCCUGACUGUGCAAUGGGAAUCCUGAAGGGAGAUCAGAGCAAGCAGGCCAGGGCUUCCUCCUGCCCGACCCGGCUGACAACCCCACACCCACUAGGCCACACACUCCAAGGCCAGCUCCAGGUGCGUGCCCUGGCGAGAACCAGCAAAAGGAAGAUUUGGGGCCCAAGUGGGGAUACAAGCGUAUGGUGAGGGCUCAAGCGGAGAAACCACAAGCAGGUGGCAUGCGCAAAUGGCCUGUGCCACAGAGCCAGGCAGGUAGGACAGAGUGAGGUCAUGCAGGGAAACCUCCUGGAGACCCACCCCACAUCACCCCUCAGCUCCUAGGACAUGGGGCUGGAGGCUGCCUAUCUUCCCUUGCUUCCUGGCCAGCUCCCUAAUGUAGUUUAACUAAAAGUGAGGCACCCACCCUCUCUGAAGGAGCUUGGAUUGGAAGCUGGGAGACCCAGCCCAACAGGCACUUCUGCCAAGGCCAGAGACAGCACCGUGACAAAACUUCAGGGCACAGUGUGGCUCGGGGCUCACUCCCUGCCGGAAGGCCCUUCUUUGCUCCUCUGUGGGGGGCUUCACCCCGGAAUGGCCUGUUAGUCCAUCAUAAGGUGAGGGGUGUGCUGCACAGAACUUCUCUGCAGGCAGGGGUCCAGAGAAAAGCAUUUCAACGGGGCAUGGAGCCUCAGCAUGUCCGGGCUCACGUUCCGGCCUCUCCACAUGUCUAUCAUCUGUAUGACAUCAAGCAAGUGAAUUAGCUAGCUCAGACCUCAGCUCCCUCAUCAAAGAAACCGGGAUCAUCACACUUGUCUUAUGAGGCGGUGCCAAGGAUGGCAUCAAUGUCUAGGAGGUGCUUUGUGGCAGGGUCCAAUGCCCGGCCACCGUCUUCCGCUGGGAGGAUUUUUUGUUUUGUUUGUUUUUAAGUCUGGGAACACAAGGGGGGGCUCCUCCCAUUCGUGUUGGCUCAUGGGCGUUUUCUCCUGGGAUGGAGACUGUCGCUGGCAAGGACUUAGCUAUCUAGAGCAGACAGGAGGAGUCUCUACAGGGUUUUCUGGAAACAGGCCCAGAGGCAACACAUGGCAGGGAGCCUUCUCUUUGAGACUGUGGGGGGAAGCUGUUUGGACAGAGGCCAUCUCACAGGGCCUUCUCGGCGAGGAGGAAGCCCCAGGCCUCUGUCUGCCCCAUCUCAUGACACAGUGGCAGUACCGUACCACCCUGGCCCCUGACCCCGUACCUGUACCCAGGAAGAGGAAGCAUCCUUUACUCUCUGCUGUCAGGAAGCUGUGCCCUUUAUACCACUCCGUUCUCAGAUGGGCCUUACAGGAGGAAGCUGAGGCCUGGGCCCAGCCAAAGGCCUGCCGUGGAGCCCACCCUCAAAUGCAGGGUCUUUUGUGUCAAGAGUGGAUGCUCUCUGCCCUGUUGAAAUUCUGGGGGGCUAAGUCUGGCCGAACACAGAAAAGGAAGGGCCCCUAAAGGGCUCCUGAGAGAUAAGCGCCCUCCCCAUCACCUUCUUGCCCCAAAUUUCUGAGACACAGCACCACACUCCAUCUGCGUCAUCGUGGCCCUCCAGAAGUACACCGUGCCCUUCCGCUGUGCUCACCUGUGUUUCCCCCCUUUUUCCCCACUACACCCCCUUAAUGACACAUAGUGACAGGUGGGGCACUUAUCUAUAUAUCAUUAAUAUUUAACCUCCCUCUAAGGUCAUUGACCCAGUAUCUCCGGCCAAAGGUUAACUGCCUUCACUUUGUUUAAGAGUAAAAAGUCACUGAAAAAAAAAAAAAAAAAACCAGGUAGGUCUGUUCUUACUCGGUCAGUGCAACCAGAGGUGCAGAGACGCUUUUAUGGAAGGCCAUAAACUGGCUGCCAGCUCCCAGAACUAUGUGUGUAGCAACCAUAACAGGAAUGAGGGAGAAACAGGAGUGUCUAAGGAGGAGCCCAUGGCCCCCCUCAGAGGGCCCCCCUGAGGGAUCACGACACAGACGCUGCUCCCCUGGCAUCCCAGGUCUAAAGCUGGGCUGGAUCCUGCUAGAAGGCAGGCUGUCGAAGUUCCACAGUGUCUCAGGUGAGCUUGGCUUUCCUGAGAGCCCUACCCUACCCCAUAACCUGGAAAGUCUCCAGCUCUGCCUGUGGUGCCCUGUCCCACCCAGAGAAAGGUGAGUCUCCGAGUCGCCUGCCUCACAAGGAAUGGCAGAACCAGGAGUACGAGACUAGUGAUCACGGCAUUCCCCCAACCUUAUCCUCCGGGGACAAGUCAAGACCCCAGACCCCUGUCCAGCUGGAACCCACAAGCUUCGUGCAGCCAAGGAAAGACGUGACUGCAUCCCAACACGAAAUGGUAAACUUACUUAAAACAUCA
This is a messenger RNA of Peromyscus leucopus (white-footed mouse), 4144 nucleotides long. RefSeq names its product interleukin 22 receptor subunit alpha 1 (gene Il22ra1). Bases 95 to 1828 code for a protein of 577 amino acids. The record is from RefSeq and is a predicted model, not a curated record. The transcript has 7 exons. Gene Ontology annotation, molecular function: protein binding. NCBI's taxonomy places the organism in Eukaryota, Metazoa, Chordata, Mammalia, Rodentia, Cricetidae.